AUGGCUGAACCAGGUCACAAGCGUCACGCGCCGCUGGCAAAGCCCGCUUCAGACUUGUCGCCCGACCUUUCGUCUCUGGUCGGUCGGGCAUGGCCUCAAAUCUUUGAAGCCAUGAACAAGUCCCAGGUAACAAUCCUCGUGGCUCCUACAGGCUCAGGCAAGUCCACAGACCUUCCACAAAUGCUGCUGGCAGAGGCGCAGAUGCGCGCGCCUGCAACAAAGAUUCUGUGCGCCCAGCCGCGACGCAUUGCAGCCACUACCUUGGCAGCGUACGUGGCGCGGCGAACGAAGACAAACCUUGGGGACCUUGUUGGCUAUGAGAUUGGUGGCUGCAAAGUGCGUUCAGACAAAACUCGCCUGACCUAUGUUGUUGCGGGCAUUGCGCUUCUCAACUGUUUGGACUGUAGCCCCGACUUCGAUGUCAUCAUUGUUGAUGAGGUGCACACCCGUGACACUCUGAUUGACCUGUUGUUGGCGGUGGUGUGCCAUACAGUUCUGAAAAAGUUGCCUGCGCUGAAGCUCGUGUUAAUGUCUGCGGCUAUGGACAAGGAGCACAUGAAGGGCUAA
Molecule: messenger RNA, 567 nt
Organism: Symbiodinium natans
Lineage: Eukaryota; Dinophyceae; Suessiales; Symbiodiniaceae
Source: the annotation of a GenBank genome assembly